UAAAAAGCAUCUAGUAGCCGGUGUUAUUGGUGUAUUGCUGUAGUGGAGCAGAAAUGGCAGGUUCAAGAUUAUUUUCCAUUUUUCCGGUUUGCUUUCUGGUGUUACUGCUGAAAGCACAAAGUAUACCAAUCACAUUAGUUCAAAGUGGGGUAGCCAAGGGAGCUGUUUGCUUGGAUGGGAGCCCCCCAGCUUACCACUUUGAUAAGGGUUUUGGAGCUGGGAUCAACAAUUGGUUGGUUCACAUUGAGGGAGGAGCAUGGUGCAAAGAUACAGCGACAUGCCUUUCUCGCAAGAACACAGAGCGAGGCUCAUCCAGUAAAAUGAAAAAAGAUAUGGGUUUUUCUGGGAUACUCAGUGGCAAGAAAAAUUCUAAUCCGGACUUUUACGACUGGAACAGAAUUAAAAUUAGGUACUGUGAUGGUUCCUCGUUUACUGGCGAUGUCGAGGCUGUCAGUCCAUCUACGGGUCUUUACUUGAGAGGAGCAAGAGUAUGGCGUGCUAUUAUUGAUGAUUUACUAGCAAAAGGAAUGAAUAAAGCACAAAUGGCUAUUCUUUCGGGUUGUUCUGCCGGUGGAUUGAGUGCCAUUUUGCAUUGCGACAACUUCAAAGAUCUACUGCCUGCAACUACUAAGGUCAAAUGCAUCUCGGAUGCUGGUUUCUUCCUCAAUGCGAAAGAUAUUUCCGGGGGCCAAACCAUUCAAAACUUCUUUAGUCAAGUAGCUGCAACUCAUGGAUCGACAAAAAAUUUGCCUGCAUCUUGCACGGCAAGAACAACGCCAGCAGAGUUGUGUUUCUUCCCUCAAUAUGUCGCUCAAACAAUGCGGACUCCACUUUUUAUUCUAAAUUCUGCAUAUGAUUCAUGGCAGCUGAAGAACAUUUUGGCACCAAGUUCUGCUGAUAGUGGUAACAAGUGGAGUAAUUGCAAGCUUGAUCUUAAGAAAUGCUCUGCUCCUCAACUCCAAACCGUGCAAGAUUUUCGAAACCAGUUCCUAAAUGCGUUAUCUGCACUUGGAAAGUCUCCAUCGAAAGGAAUGUUUAUACUGUCAUGCUAUGCCCACUGCCACGCCGGAAGGCAGAUUACGUGGUUAGCGUCUGACUCUCCAAUGCUUGGUAACACGACAAUUGCAAAGGCCUUUGGAGACUGGUACUACGACAGAGAUGCCUUUGACAGGAUUGACUGUCCAUACCCUUGCAACCCCACAUGCAAAGCUGUUCCUGAUGAUUCAUGAAGUAUAGAUUUAGCAUUUGGUAAUGAAUGAUAAUAAUAAUAAUUAUAUAUAUAUAUAUACGAAAACCUGAACAUGUCAUUAUGAUAUGCAAGGGUUUGGGCUGCAAUUGAUUGUGUAAUUUUAUAUUUGGAACCUAUAGUGAUGAGUUCAUUAAUUUAUUGUUUGAUUUUAUUUUGUUAGCAAAAACACUUUAGAUGGAGUAA
Molecule: messenger RNA, 1432 nt
Organism: Tripterygium wilfordii
Lineage: Eukaryota; Viridiplantae; Streptophyta; Magnoliopsida; Celastrales; Celastraceae
Product: pectin acetylesterase 7-like
Exons: 12
Coding region: 54-1229 (391 amino acids)
Biological process (GO): cell wall organization
Cellular component (GO): plant-type cell wall
Molecular function (GO): pectin acetylesterase activity
Source: RefSeq, a predicted model, not a curated record